Molecule: messenger RNA, 4791 nt
Organism: Lontra canadensis (Northern American river otter)
Lineage: Eukaryota; Metazoa; Chordata; Mammalia; Carnivora; Mustelidae
Gene: OSMR
Product: oncostatin M receptor
Exons: 18
Coding region: 217-3123 (968 amino acids)
Biological process (GO): cytokine-mediated signaling pathway
Cellular component (GO): external side of plasma membrane; membrane
Molecular function (GO): protein binding; cytokine receptor activity
Source: RefSeq, a predicted model, not a curated record
GCAGGACGGGAAAUUGCAAAAGUUCUCAGCCCUCUGCCCUCCCCCGCGGUUUUCCCGUAAUUCCCGCCCCUCGGCGCUCGCCCCGCAGCUGAUUCAUAGCCCGGGCGCGGGGCCGCCCCUGCACGUCCAUACCGGCGUCCGCACCCGCGGCCCCGCGCCGCCCAGGACCCGGCCCGGCCCGCGGAGCCCUCCGCCCGCGCGGGAAAUCCAGAACCUAUGGCUCUCUCUUCAGUCUCUCAGACAGCAUUCCUCUUGGCAUUGCUGUCCUUGAGGACUUACCAGAGUGAAGUCUUGUCUGAGCCUUUGCCAUGGGACCCUGAAUCCCUGAAGGUUUCCGUCAAUUCUACAUGUCAGUGUUUGCAUUUACAAUGGACUGUCCACAAACUUGAUCAUCAUCAGGAAUUCAAAAUGGUUUUUCAAAUAGAAAUCAGUAGAAUUAAAACAUCUAAUGUCAUCUGGGUGGAGAACUACACCACCACUGUGAAGUGGAACCAGGUUCUGCACUGGAGCUGGGAAUCCAAGCUCCCCUUGGAAUGUGCGAAACAUUUUAUAAGAAUGAGGAGUGCGGUAGAUACUGCCAAGACCCCCGGGCCAAGGGUCUGGAGCGGCUGGAGUUCGUGGGAGGAAGCAGAUGUACAGAAUUCUCUUGGACAGGACCCGCUGUUCGUUUUCCCUAAAGAUAAGCUCGUGGAAGAAGGCUCCAAUGUCACCAUUUGUUACGUUUCCAAAAGCCAUCAGAAUAACAUAUCCUGUUAUUUGGAAGGCGUACGGAUGCAGGGAGAACAGCUCAAUCCAAAUGUGUCCGUGUUCAACUUGAAUCAUGUUGCUUUCAUUAGGGAAACCGGGACAAAUAUCUAUUGUAAGCCGGGCCAAGGAGACGGGAUAAAGGGCACCGUUCUCUUUGUGUCAAAAGUCCUCGAGGAGCCCAAGGACUUUUCUUGUGAAACCCAGGACCUCACGACAUUGAACUGUACUUGGGAUCCGGGGAGUGACACCGGCUUGCUCAAACAGCUUUCCCAGAGCUACACUUUAUUUGAAUCAUUUUCCGGGAAAAAGACCCUUUGUAAACACAAAAGCUGGUGUCUUUGGCAAGUGGCUCCAGAGUCCCAAGACAUGUAUAACUUCACACUCACAGCUGAAAACUACUUACGAAAGAGAAGUGUUCACCUUCUUUUUAACCUGACUCAUCGAGUGCACCCAAUGGCUCCUUUCAAUGUAUUAUUUAAAAAUGUAAGUGCCACAAAUGCCACCAUGACCUGGAAGGUACACUCCAUUGGGAAGUAUUAUACACUGUUGUGCCAAGUUGAACUCUACGGGGAAGGAAAAGUGACACAACACAACGUUUCCGUCAAGGUGGAUGGUGCGCACCUCUUCAGUGGCCUGGAGCCGGACACGGAGUACGUGGCCCAGGUGCGCUGUGCUAACGGCAACCACUUCUGGAAAUGGAGUGAGUGGACACAGCGGAACUUCACCACAGCCGAAGCUGCUCCCUCAGAGGCUCCUGAUGUCUGGAGAAAUGUGAAAACAGUGCAGGGACGUUGUGUUGUGACUCUAUUCUGGAAGCCACUAUCAAAAGUGCAGGCCCACGGGAAGAUUCUGUCCUAUAACAUAGUCGUAGACUAUCUAGACCGAACAUCCGUCUCCGAGCUCCUCUCCAUUCCCGCUCCGGCCAAUGGUACAGAACUACCUCUGAGCCAGUGUUCAUCCCAAAUCCGCAUCACGGCUAAUAACAGUGUGGGCACGUCCCCUGCUUCGGUCAUCGUAGUCUCCCGAGAGCCUGGAAACGAAGAAGUUGAAGAAGAAAGAGUUAAAGGCAUGGAGGAUGGAUUCCCUCUGUCUUGGAAACCCCAACCCAGACACGUCACAGGCUACCUUGUGGAGUGGUGUGAGCAUCCCCAGGACCCGCCCUGUGAUCUCCAGUGGAAAAACCUGGGUCCCAAUGUCACAAGCACAGUUGUGAGCUCAGAUGCUUUCAGACCGGGGGUUCGAUACAACUUCAGAAUUUAUGGGAUUUCUACAGAACGGGUUCCCUAUUUAUUAGCGAGAAAAACAGGAUACUCCCAGGAACUGGCUCCUUCAGACAACCCUCAAGUGGUUAUGACUAACCUGACCUCCCACUCCUUCACUCUGAGUUGGAAGAAUUACUCCACUGAAUCCCAACCCAGUUUUAUACAAGGGUACCACGUCUACCUGAAAUCCAAGGCGGGGUGGUGCCACUCAGGAUCUGAGAAGGCCCUUCUUUCAGAUGAUGCAGUGUGUUGCAAAUACAAAAUUGACAACCCAGAACAAAAGACAUUUGUCGUGGAAAACCUACAGCCGGAAUCCUUCUAUGAGUUUUUGGUCACCCCGUACACCAGUGUUGGCGAAGGCCCCCAUGAUGCUUUCGCAAAGGUCACAACUCCUGAUGAAUACUCCCCUACACUGAUACGUAUCAUACUCCCUAUGGUUCUCUGCAUUUUGCUCAUCAUGAUCACAUGCUACUUGAAAAGUCAGUGGAUGAAGGAGAAGUGUUAUCCGGACAUUCCAGAUCCUUACAAGAGCAGUGUUCUGUCAUUAAUAAAAUCCAAGGAGAAUCCUCACCUAACAAUAAUGAAUAUCAAGGACUGUGUUCCCGACUCUAUUGAAGUUCUAAACAAGCAGGAAGGCACUAGGAAGUCACUCACCGAAACGGAGUCUACCAAGCCCACCUACCUUUACCUCCUUCCAACAGAGAAGAGAUACUCCAGCCCUGGACCCUGCAUCUGUUUUGAGAACUUUACCUAUAAUCAGGCAGCUUCUGACUCUGCUUCUUGUGGCCAUGUCCCAGCACCCCCUAAUGCCCCACCGAGUCAGCUGGGACUGUUGACAUCACCUGAAAAUUUACUAAAGGCACUAGAACAAAACUACAUGAACUCCCUGGGAGAAAUUCCAGCUGGAGAAACUAGUCUAAAUUAUGUGUCCCAGUUGGCUUCACCCACGUCUGGAGACAAGUCCAAUCUCCCCACAAAUCCACCAGAGCCAGCACUCUGUUCAGAAUAUAAAAUGCAGAUGGCCAUACCCUUGGGUCUUGCCUCUCCUCCCUCGAGUGGGAGUAGCAGCCUCUCUUCCAUUACCCUUUUAGAUGAAGGUGAACACUACCACUGAUCAGUAUACCCAUUUCAUGCCUUUAUGCUACAUAGACGCAAAAAAGGAGCAUCGCCAGCACCAUUCCAUCACCCGAUGCCUCGGCACCUGUUUCCAGUGAGCAGUCCCAGUUGGCACAUGAGACCACUAGAGUCUGGCUUGGUUUCAAAGGUCAGAAACUAUGGAACUUAACAUCUCUCCUUGGAGCAGGCUUGCCGUAGAAAUGGGAUCAUGGGAAUAGGCUUACAUUGCUGCUGUGUGUUUCAGGCUCACCUUUGGAAGAGCAGACCUGGCACUAGGCACGGGGAUAGACCCUGCCCACUCAGUAUUGGACAGGGUGGCUGUGGUUCUGGAAGUUCAGUUUUUAGAAAGGAAAUAUUUCCAUUAAGUUUUACCCCAUGUCCAGUAUCUUAAGGGUAAAGAAACUAGAUUUAAGGUUUUAGCGAAGGCCACAGAAGAUUCGUUACUAGACCAUAGGAUGCCCAGAUUAAUUUAUUCUGGGUGUGUUUACUAAGAGAGUCACAGAUGUUUGAGAAUAAAACGAGAUUUGAGACUUGCCUUUAAGUGAGAACAAUUUGUAGUUCAUUGAUGGCAGUAAAAUGAACUCUUCUGGGCCCAUAGACCUUAUCUGAAAGGUAAGAAAUGUGAAUAUAAACUAAGAUCCCCACAACUGCCUUUCCAUUUAGCUUACUACAGUUAAAGAAUGGGAUUGGCAAGGAACUUAGUGUCAAGACAACAGCACUCCUACUUGGUAGACAUCAGUCUUUGGCCAUAAUUUUUGACAACUACCUCAGAAUAGAAAAAAAAUGUUAUUAUUAAUUCCAUUCACACUUUAUGGUUCCUCUUUUUUUUUUUUUUUUUUUUUUAAAGAACUACUAUAUAUAAAGACCUGUUUUCAUUUAGUACCCUUUGGUCCCUGCAAUUGUCUGGGUCAGGAAAACACCCUGUCUCAUUUAUAUUCUUAUUAUGCUAACAGUGAAUAAACAGAAAUGUCAUUUUUGGGCAUGGUUUCGACAGAAUUGUAAAAAGCUAUAUAGAGUGGGAAGUUCUGUAUUCGCUCAGCAGCAGCUUUGUCUCCUUGAAUCAAUAUAUACAAAUGCACCAGAUGCUUAACAGGUGUUCGGUAUGUGCCUGUUCCUUUCUCUUCCUUCUACCCAUCAAUGCUUCCUGUUUACUUAUCACAUUUCUAAGCAAGCCUGAUCAGGAGUUCCUUGUUUGCUGUGCUGGAAAUGACACCAUCUAGACCUCUGGCACCAAAUGCCCUGCAGUGUGUCAUCAACACGACACAACCAAGAGUGAGAGCAAAAGAUCCGCAUCUGCGAGUGAGGGGACUGCCAACUGGCUUGAAUAUACCAGCACAAACCAGGGCUUCUGUUCAGGCUUUUCAACUUUUUUCUUAUGUAGAACUAAACCUUUUGUUGGAAAAGCUGAUUAUGUACUACUAACACAGUCCAAACGACUAUCUCGAUUAGUCUGAUAGUUUCGAGACGACUUCGGGGGCCAGUAUUGUCAUCAUUUAGCCUCUUUAUUGCUUUCUCAUGGUGAACAAUUACAAAAGAAAGGUCAAUGGCAGUGAAGACGGAUUUGUAAAUACUAUCUUUCAUAUAGAUUUUCCUUUAAAAAUAACCCAUGAAAGCUUGAAGUCAUUUUUGUCGCAAAAAGUCUUAAUUAAAAUAGUUCACCACUGCA